AUGAUGAAAAUUGUGGUUCUAUUAGCAGUAAUAUUAGCAAUUAAUUGGAAUUUUGUUUUUGGAGAAGAAUUGGCUCCAUAUCUAAAGGUAUGUUCCAGAAACGACAAAGAUUUAGCCCAAUGCAUAAAACGAGCAAUUGAUGGGUUGAAGCCUAUUUUUGUAAAUGGAGAUCCUUCAAGGGAUGUCCCAUCCUUAGAACCUCUGGAUGUAGGAGAUUUGCUGAUUGGAAAUUUUGCAGGAGGUGCUGCUGUUGGUAUAAAAGUAUCUGCCACAAAUAUUUUGGCACGAGGUGCUUCUAACUUUGAUAUAACAAAAAUAAGUGCCGAUUUCGAAACAUUGACCUUCAAUUUUGAGGUAUUUUUACCACAUAUAGAAGCCAAAGGUAACUACAACAUCGAUGGCAACAUUUUGCUCUUACCUAUUCGAGGAAAUGGACCAUUUACCGCAAAUUUCACAAAUUCUACUGGAAAAGCUUUGUUAACUGGUAAAACAUUUGUACGGGAUGGUAAAAAUAUACUAAAUGCUGAUAAAAUGAACAUCAAAAUUAAAUUGGGAAAAGGUAAUAUAGAUCUCAGGAAUCUUUUUGGUGGCGACAAGACUUUAGGUAACAUCAUCAACCAAACCAUAAACUCCAAUAUUGAAAUUUUGAGUACAGAAAUUGUACCACUUAUUGAAAAAGCUUUAUCCAAAUUGUUCAUCAGAAUUGCGAACCAAAUUAUAGACAGAUAUACAUUUGAACAGUUGUAUCCUGAAUAA
This is a messenger RNA of Ctenocephalides felis (cat flea), 756 nucleotides long. Its product is annotated as protein takeout-like. The record is from RefSeq and is a predicted model, not a curated record. NCBI's taxonomy places the organism in Eukaryota, Metazoa, Arthropoda, Insecta, Siphonaptera, Pulicidae. The coding region runs from base 1 to 756 and encodes 251 amino acids. The transcript is spliced from 5 exons.